AUGAAGAAGUUUGGGAUGGAAAAUUGCAACAGCAUUGAUACUCCUAUAGCUCAAAAUGAAAAAUUGAGCAAAGAAGAUGGUUUUGAGAAGAUAGAUUCUGGAAUUUACAGAAGUGUGAUUGGCUAUUUAUUGUAUCUCACUGCAUCCAGACCUGAUAUCAUGUAUGCAAAAAGCUUAUUAUCAAGAUUCAUGCAUGAACCAAGCCAAAAUCACUUCAAAGCUGCAAAAAGGGUUCUCAGGUAUGUGAAAGGAACCAUUGAUCUUGGAAUCUGGUUCAAAAGUGGCAUGGAGGCAAAGCUAGUUGGCUAUGCAGAUAGUGAUUGGGGUGGCUCAAUUGAUGACAUGAAAAGCACUUCAGGUUUUGUGUUCUCUAUUGGUUCAGGAGUCAUCAGCUGGAGCUUAAAGAAACAAGAUGUUAUGGCUCAAUCCACUGCUGAAGCAGAAUAUAUUUCUGCUGCUGCUGCUGUGAAUCAAGCAAUUUGGUUCAGAAAAAUUAUGAAGGAUUUGAAGCAUGAUCAAGAAGAGGCUACCAUCAUUUUUUAUGAUAAUCAAUCAGCUGUAGCAAUGGCUAAGAAUCCUGUCUUUCAUGGGAAAACCAAGCAUAUUAAGAUUAAAACCAAACUUAGCAAUGGCUAA
Molecule: messenger RNA, 636 nt
Organism: Hevea brasiliensis (rubber tree)
Lineage: Eukaryota; Viridiplantae; Streptophyta; Magnoliopsida; Malpighiales; Euphorbiaceae
Product: secreted RxLR effector protein 161-like
Exons: 1
Coding region: 1-636 (211 amino acids)
Source: RefSeq, a predicted model, not a curated record